AUCCAAGGUCACUCAAGCCCCAAUAUCACGUGGUUCCAUGGUGGCCAGCCAAUUGCCACUGCCAUAAGACUGACAUAUCAAGUCUUGGCAACAGGACAGAUUCUUCGGGUUGCAAAUCUCAGUGGCGAGUCUCAAGGGGAAUUCAGCUGCCUUGCUCAGAAUGAGGCAGGAAUGCUCAUGCAGAAGGCUUCUCUAGUGAUCCAAGAUUACUGGUGGUCUGUGGAUAGACUGGCAACCUGCUCAGCUUCCUGUGGUAACAGGGGCAUCCAGCAGCCACGCCUGAGGUGUCUCCUGAACAGCACGGAAGUCAACCCCAGUCACUGCACAGGGAAGGUGCGCCCUGCUGUGCAUCCCAUUGCCUGCAACCGGAGAGACUGCCCUUCUCGGUGGAUGGUGACCUCUUGGUCUGCCUGUACACGGAGCUGUGGGGGAGGUGUCCAGACUCGUCGGGUGACCUGUCAGAAAUUAAAAGCUUCUGGGAUCUCCACUUCUGUGCCUAAUGACAUGUGCACCCAGCUUGCCAAACGGCCUGUGGAUACCCAGGCAUGUAACCAACAGCUCUGUGUGGAGUGGGCCUUCUCCAGCUGGGGCCAGUGCAAUGGGCCGUGUAUUGGUCCCCGCCUAGCCGUGCAGCACAGGCAGAUCUUCUGUCAGACCCGGGAUGGCAUCACCCUACCAUCAGAGCAGUGUAGCACUCUGCCAAGGCCUGUGAGCACCCAGAACUGUUGGUCUGAAGCCUGCAGCGUACAUUGGAGGGUCAGCUUGUGGACCCUGUGCACGGCAACCUGUGGCAACUACGGCUUCCAGUCCCGGCGGGUGGAAUGUGUGCACGUUCGCACCAACAAGGCAGUACCCGAGCACCUGUGCUCCUGGGGGCCCCGGCCUGCCAACUGGCAGCGCUGCAAUAUCACCCCCUGUGAAAACAUGGAGUGCAGAGACACCACCAGGUACUGCGAGAAGGUGAAACAGCUGAAACUCUGCCAACUCAGCCAGUUCAAAUCUCGCUGCUGUGGAACUUGUGGCAAAGCAUGA
This is a messenger RNA of Orycteropus afer afer, 1032 nucleotides long. It is a transcript of the gene ADAMTSL1, whose product is annotated as ADAMTS like 1. Lineage: Eukaryota; Metazoa; Chordata; Mammalia; Tubulidentata; Orycteropodidae. Gene Ontology annotation, biological process: extracellular matrix organization. Gene Ontology annotation, molecular function: metalloendopeptidase activity. Gene Ontology annotation, cellular component: extracellular matrix. The record is from RefSeq and is a predicted model, not a curated record.